AUGUACAUAGUUUUUUUUUUAAGACGAAAGGGCGACAAGGAAAGUAUGGAACACAAAUAUGAUAUGAACAUUAAUAAAUUAGUAGCAGAGGCUACAGGAGUGUCUGCCCGCACCGUAAUGCGAAUUGUAGCUGAAGGAAAUUCGAGUCUACAAACAUCGGAAAUUGCAAAAUUUUCAUCUCCGCGGAAACCUAAAGAAAUAAAAAAGAGAAUCCAGAUUGAUGAUUUUGACAUGGGAGUUAUACGAAGAAAAAUUCAUCAAUUUUAUACUAGUGAUAAGAAAAUCCCAAGUAUUCGUAAGCUGCUUGCAGUUUUAAAAGAAGAUGGCAUUGUGAACUGCGGUUGUACCUAUUUACGACAGCUUUUACAUAAGAUGGGAUAUUUAUUUAAAAAAUGUAAAUCUAAGAGACACAUUUUAAUUGAGAGGCCCAGUAUUGCUGAAUGGAGAGUAAGGGAUCAGGAGCUCCUCUCCAAUGACGUUGAAAUAUCCGGCAUAACUGAGCUUGGAGGAGAAAACCUUAUGUCAACAGUUACAGUUCUAUCUACGAAGCUGGGAAUAACAUUAGACAAAAGAGACAUUGUUAACGUGGAACGUGUUGGCUUAGCACGUCGCAAUAGGGUGGAGGGGAGUACUAGCGACGACGAUCUCAGCUCAAUGCGUCCGCGCAUUAUAGCAGUGCGGUUCGCCGCCGAGCUACAAGUCUGUACGCAGCUCGCGUGCGCCGCAACCUCUCCACGAAAGACAUCGAUGUGA
Parnassius apollo (apollo) is the source of this 753-nucleotide messenger RNA. NCBI's taxonomy places the organism in Eukaryota, Metazoa, Arthropoda, Insecta, Lepidoptera, Papilionidae. The record is from the annotation of a GenBank genome assembly.